UUUAAUUUGCUUCUCAAACACCUCGAACUCACGUGUCAGAAAACUGAUAGCUUUCAACAACGACAUAUACAGCCUCUGAUCUAUCUUUCUUCUCGGAAAAAGUUCAUCACCGCAAACAUGAAGUUUGAGCGCAUGCCCAUUGAGAUCGAGUCACCUGAGGAGUAUGGCUAUGACAAGAUCAAGUAUAACCUCUCCGAGAGCUCCAUCACCGACCAGACCCUCAAGUCUCUGAACCUCGAAAUCCCGAACCUCACCCUUCUGUAUAACGAACACCGUGGUGAGACCGAACUGCGGAAGUUCAUCGCUGACGACGCCAACGUGAGCGCUGACGACGUCCUUAUCACUUCAGGCGCCGCUGGGGCCUUGUUCAUCAUCACCACUUCGCAGCUCGGGAAUACACCUGCAUCGGAGCGCAAUCAUCUUGUUGUGGUGCGCCCCAACUACGCAACCAAUUUGGAAACGCCCAAGGCUAACGGCUUCCAGCCUAACAUCGACGAGAUUGAGGCCUUCAUCAAGUCCAAUACCCGGCUCGUCUCUGUGACAUGCCCUCAUAACCCCACCGGCUCUACUCUCUCUCGGGAGGCACUUGAUUGUCUUGUUGCUAUUACCAAGAAAAAGGGUGUUCUACUGCUUGUCGACGAGACGUAUCGGGAUAUCGCUUUUGGCGAGAAACUUCCUGUCGCGGCCUCUUUGGGCGAUCAUGUUCUGAGUGUUAGCUCAUUGUCCAAAUCUUUUGGCAUUCCUGGCGUCCGUAUCGGCUGGCUCAUCGCCACGAACAAGAAACUUCAAGAAACCUUCCUAGCUGCGAAGGAACAGAUCAGUAUUAGCGGCAGUGUCAUCAAUGAGUGGAUAGCGAUAAAUGUCCUCUCGCGACGCCAGCAGAUCCUGGCCGAAACAACAGAUGAGAUGAAGAUCCGGCUUCAGAUGGUCGAGUCAUGGAUCGAAAGUGAGGAGCUGCUGGAAUGGGUCAAGCCGACCGGUGGCGUUGUCUGUUUCCCUAGGAUUAAGAAGGAGCCCAAGGGGGGACUGCCGGCAUUCUACGAGAGGCUUCUUAAGAAACAUUCCACCUAUGUUGGCCCUGGCCAUUGGUUUGAGCUGUCUGAUAGCUUUUUCCGACUUGGCUAUGGAUGGCCCUCACGUGCAGACCUUGAGGGAGGUAUGAAGGCUAUCUCAGCUGCACUGCGGGAUGAGUAG
Molecule: messenger RNA, 1194 nt
Organism: Fusarium redolens
Lineage: Eukaryota; Fungi; Ascomycota; Sordariomycetes; Hypocreales; Nectriaceae
Product: pyridoxal phosphate-dependent transferase
Exons: 3
Coding region: 118-1194 (358 amino acids)
Biological process (GO): biosynthetic process
Molecular function (GO): pyridoxal phosphate binding
Source: RefSeq, a predicted model, not a curated record